This is a messenger RNA of Didymella exigua CBS 183.55, 1371 nucleotides long. RefSeq lists its product as uncharacterized. The coding region runs from base 1 to 1371 and encodes 456 amino acids. The transcript has a single exon. The record is from RefSeq and is a predicted model, not a curated record. Lineage: Eukaryota; Fungi; Ascomycota; Dothideomycetes; Pleosporales; Didymellaceae.
AUGUCACGACUCGAAAGCCGCACAUCGAGCCCAAAUAGCUCGAUAUGGCUUGACCUGCCCGAAAACACAUUUCGCCAACAUCUCGUGGAGCUCGAGCAGCGCACAAAUGCAGUCCCUAUUGACCCGCAAAUUUUCCCCCUGGAGCAAGACGAGCAUGCGAAGAACUACACUCUACCUCUGCGCGUCGAGCAGCAGCUAGCAGACGACCUUGCCUUUUUAGCUGCGAUAGAUGAAGGCGCCCAGAGUGUGGCUGCAGUAUGCUUGGAAGAGCAUGUGCGACCCGUGGGGCUCACAGUGCGGUUCGCGGCCCUCGACCUGGCUCUUGAUGACGGGAUCAGGGCUGCUUUGCAGGUCAUAGUCGACGCUUUGACUAUGACUGGUGCGGAGCCUGAUGAUGCAGACCGAGUCGAAUCCUUAUUCGACCAGGUUGUAAUGCUGCACUUUCGUCGACUGCUUGCUCGGCUCCGGUCCAAGAAAUGGGAGAAGCCGAAGUAUCUUUCUAAGCAGCACAAGAAACCACUUUGGCAGGACUUCGAAAAUCUGACUCACCGAGUCCAGUUCCUAUAUUCCAAGAAGGAGACUGCCUUGAGACGUACGGUGGAGGGACAUCUGCAGAUCCUCGCCUCUCACUAUGAGGCGUUCGAAGCGUCUGAGCCUGGAUCUAAGAGCGAGCUCAACUCCCUGAAGGAGCUUAUUAAGGCAAGUUAUCAAUGCUGUAAAGCAAGAGAGGUCGCCGAAUUCGCACGACGCUUGGAGAACAGCCCAAGUACAACACCGACGGCAAAGGUCGCAUCUGCCAUCAAAUGUCUCCAUCAGAUCGAGAAGAUUGCCGCGUAUUGGCGAAUUGCCGUGUCACUUGUCGACACCGUUCGCACUCAUGCAUCUUUGUUUCAGAGGCAGAUAGAGCUGGCGUUCCUGACUCCAUAUCAGAGCGUACCGACUGCGAUAGGGUAUGAGACAUGGGCAACCAGCUGCCACGUACACGCAGAAGUCCAACUGGCCGUGCACUACGACGUCGUCUUUCAAUCCUCGCUAAUACGAAACGCGAAGCACGAGUUUCCCCGCCCCCGGGUGAUCGGGACAUCGAAGUGGCUCUGCUAUCUCUGCUAUCUCUUCCUCCGCUGCCACGCGUGCUUUGUGCCAGCCAACACUCAUGGCCGACUAUACGAUCAGUGGACAGUGCCUGAUUUGACUGAGUUUGAUGACGCAGUCUGCGCCCGAUAUCGCGACAUACUGCGCAGUAUGGACGAUGAGAUUAUCAAAGAGACAGGCAACGUUGGCCCAGUGGAAGCAGGUGCAGACCUUAUAAGGUGGCGCGCUGAGCCAAUGACAAGCCGACAGAAUCUUCUGAGCGCGGACUGCAAGAUGUAA